Molecule: messenger RNA, 327 nt
Organism: Cryptococcus wingfieldii CBS 7118
Lineage: Eukaryota; Fungi; Basidiomycota; Tremellomycetes; Tremellales; Cryptococcaceae
Exons: 1
Coding region: 1-327 (108 amino acids)
Source: RefSeq, a predicted model, not a curated record
AUGUCCACUAUCACAGCCGGUAGACCCGUCUCCAAGUCCGAGUGGGGGCAUUUUCACAGGCUCGAAGGUGUCAAAACAUCUAUCGUCAUUGAGCCAGCCACAGAUCGCACGGGGGAGGUCAGUCUCUUUGUCAUGAAGAACAAAUCCCACCACAAUGCAUUCUGUAAGGCCUGUGUCAAGGCGAAGAAGGAGAUCUUGGAGGACACGAUAGAGGUCGUUGAGGUCAGUGAGGACGAGGAUGAGGACGGCAGUGAAACUGGGGAGAAAGACAAGAGCGACGAGGAGCAGGACGAGGAGAUGAACCUGGACGGGGCGUUCUUAGCAUGA